CUUACCGUGCUUCUUUUUGUAUGCCAAUUUAUCGGCCACAAACGGAAACCCAGCAAUACGAUUAACUUUACUUUAAAAAAAGGCCCCUGCAUAGCAAUUAUUAGCACGAUUAUCGACACCCAGUCGGUGGAGCCAUUUCACUGUACCUUUAAAAAAAAUAGCCAAUUGAAUACUGAAAUUUGAAUUUAGCUAUAUAAACAUUGUGGUAAACUAGUUAAAUUAAAUAUAAUAACAUGAAAUUAUGAUUUGAAUUUAAUUGUUAGACAUACACUGUAUUAAAUCCUACCAUAAAACCAUGUUUUACCAUAUAUCUUUAGAACAUGAAAUUUUGUUACAUCCACGUUAUUUUGGACCUCAAUUACUGGAUACUGUCAAACAAAAACUUUAUACUGAAGUUGAAGGAACUUGCACUGGAAAAUAUGGUUUUGUAAUAGCUGUAACAACAAUAGAUAGUAUUGGAGCGGGGCUUAUACAACCUGGUCAAGGUUUUGUUGUGUAUCCUGUGAAGUAUAAAGCGAUUGUGUUCAGACCCUUUAAGGGUGAGGUACUAGAUGCGAUAGUAACACAGGUUAAUAAGGUUGGAAUGUUUGCACAAAUUGGACCUUUAAGUUGUUUCAUCUCUCACCAUUCGAUACCUGCCGAUAUGGAGUUUUGCCCCAACGUGAAUCCGCCCUGCUACAAAAGUAAGCAAGAGGACAAUGUGAUUCAGGAGGAAGAUGUCAUCAGACUCAAGAUAGUGGGCACCAGGGUCGACGCUACUGGCAUUUUUGCCAUCGGUACUCUUAUGGACGACUACCUAGGAUUAGUAACACAGUAAUUAAUAUGAUACAUAAUAUAUUUUGUAAGUAAAUUUAUAGAAUAAAACACUUGAAUAAU
Molecule: messenger RNA, 876 nt
Organism: Leptidea sinapis
Lineage: Eukaryota; Metazoa; Arthropoda; Insecta; Lepidoptera; Pieridae
Gene: Rpb7
Product: DNA-directed RNA polymerase II subunit RPB7
Exons: 6
Coding region: 296-817 (173 amino acids)
Biological process (GO): positive regulation of translational initiation; DNA-templated transcription; positive regulation of nuclear-transcribed mRNA poly(A) tail shortening
Cellular component (GO): P-body; RNA polymerase II, core complex
Molecular function (GO): single-stranded DNA binding; single-stranded RNA binding; translation initiation factor binding
Source: RefSeq, a predicted model, not a curated record